Messenger RNA from Brassica napus (rape), 1855 nucleotides. Its product is annotated as ethylene-responsive transcription factor LEP-like. Gene Ontology annotation, molecular function: DNA binding; DNA-binding transcription factor activity. The record is from RefSeq and is a predicted model, not a curated record. Gene Ontology annotation, biological process: regulation of DNA-templated transcription. The transcript has a single exon. The coding region runs from base 1057 to 1695 and encodes 212 amino acids. Lineage: Eukaryota; Viridiplantae; Streptophyta; Magnoliopsida; Brassicales; Brassicaceae.
CACUGGGUGAUUAAUUAGUUUUACAAGAUUUAUACGCAUAUAAUAGAUGCUUAAGUAAUGACUUCAUGAUCCCAUGAUUAAGUCGACUACCUUCAAUCAUGCGGCCAUCAUUGCGCCCUUUCUUUCCCAAUUGUUUUAUUAUUUUUGAAACACCAAACUCAUUGUUUUUUUGUGUUGUAUGAUUGAUAAGAGGAAAACUGUUUACGUUUCAUGAAAUAAUUAGGGUUUGCUUCUCUUUUUCUCUAGAGAGUGUAUGAUUACAAUCGCAGUUCAUGCAUAUUCCAUCAUCAUUUAACUUGGACCAUCACAUGCAAUAGUAUUUGGAUAUUCUCCGAAUUUAAUAGUUUACUACUACCGACUACGUUAUUUAUCUAUAAUUUUUGUUUAUCUAUCAACUGCGAGAUCAUAUUAUUAGACAAGUAAAGUUGGUAGCUAAAGUAACAUGCUAAUCGUGGCUCCCUUGUCAUUCACCAUCUUUUAUUUUCAGCUUAUUAUUGUUGACGAGUGAUGAGUACACAGAAAUGUAUCUAAUUAUAAUGUUAACUCUUUGGUACAUGCAUUUAUUUUUAAUGAUUUUUCUUAUUAUUUGUUCACUCUCAUUUGUAACAAAACCAAACUCCUUUGUAUUUUAAAUAAUUAAGUUAAUAUACUAGCAGCUAUGAUCAAAGUCAGUCCGAUCUAAGCAUCAGAUUUGAGCAGAACCAUUUAUGAAAUCACUAGUAUACAAUCCUUGAGAAAUGAAUAAAACAUGUUACCAAGUGGCAAAUCAUUUGAUAAUUAUAUAUUUUGAUUGACUGAUAAUUGUUAUAUCAUAGCCUCAUAGGCCACAAUUAACUCAACGGCAGUGCUAUUUUUUAAAUGAUGUUCAUAUUGGAAUAAAGAUAAAAAUAUAUUUAUAGAAUAUAAAAAUGAGAAAAGGAAAGGUGCAUGCAUGCUCUUAUAUAAAAGGGUUGUCAAAGGGAUACCAACACACAUUCCUUCCCUCAUUUUUCUUCUCCUUCAACUAGAAUAAAUAAUCUAAACCGGAUAUCAAGAAUAUAAACCGGAUACAGAACGAUGAACACAUCCAAGACCAAGAAGAAGCAAGAAGAGGUUGGUACAAGGUUUCUUGGGGUGAGAAGGAGGCCUUGGGGAAGAUACGCAGCUGAGAUAAGAGACCCAACUACAAAGGAACGUCACUGGCUUGGAACUUUUGAUACGGCCGAGGAAGCUGCCUUGGCUUACGACAGAGCUUCUCGGUCCAUGCGUGGUACUCGUGCCCGAACCAACUUUGUCUACUCAGACAUGCCUCAUUCCUCCUCCGUCACCUCCAUUGUUUCUCCUGACGAUCCUCCUCCUCCACCUCCUGCUGCUUCUCCUACUUGUCCAAAUGAUCCUGUCGAUUACAUGCUGAUGUUUAACCAAUAUUCAUCUACUGACUCGCCAAUGCUGCAGCCUCAGUCUGAUCAAGUGGACAGUAGUAGUUACAUGUUUGGUGGCUCCCCUUCUUGUUAUUCUAACAGCAGCUGCGAGCUGCCUCCUCUGCCGAGCGACUUGUCUAGUUCUUGUUACAGCCAACAACAAUGGAGCGUGGGAGAUUUCUCCUCCGCUAACUAUUUCGAGGGUGAGUACGUCCACAGCCCAAUGUUCAGUAGAAUGCCUUCGGUUUCUGACUCUUUGACUCAUGGUUUCAACCACUUUGGUUCAUAUAAUUAAACAUCUUCUCAUCCAUAUUUAAUUUAUUUUCACAUUUGUAUCUUUAUUUUUGUAUUUCAUUAUGUUUAGCCGUCCUUGAUCUCUUUCUAUGAUCAAAGUGACUGUUUGUCUUUCAGUAAGGAGUUUAGACCAUCAUUAUCGCUAAAAACCAUUCACGGUA